AUCCUCGCUCUCCUGCUCUCAUGUGCGUGUGUGCACGUCCUCGCUGAAGAAGUGCCUGCCGCCGAUCUUUCCGACCAAGUCCCUGAUACGGAGAGUGAGACAAAGAUUCUUCUUCAGGCUGAUGACAGUUGCCCUCAACGUUCUGAAGAAGGUAAAUCUUGUGCUGCUCCUGCUCCUGCUCUUGGUCCUGGUGGUCCUGCUGCUGCUCAAGAGCUUAACACCAACGGUCAGAAUAAUCAAUCUGUAAGUGGUCAACUGCACGGUACUGGCGGUAGUGUCCUUUCUUCUCAGACGAGUGAACUGGGUAGUGAAGCUGAAGCCACUACUACUCAAAACGAGAGGGGGAAUAAGUUAACAGGUGCAGAGGAUGGUGCAGGAAGGAGUCAAGAAAUUCACCAGCAGCAAGAGAGCAGACAAGAUCCAACACAACGUAAAGAAGCUACUCCUGGGGUGACAGAAAACUCAAAUCAAGAAGCUUCAACGCAGCAACCUCAACAAUCUGGUGAUACAUCCAAUAAUAGUAGCGCAGUCAACACCAGUGCAGCCAGUGGAGAAGGUACAGGUGCACAAUCAUCUCCUCCUUCUGCGUCUUCUCAAACUGAUGGAACUGCGGAAGGUGGUAAUUCUGCAGAAACAUCAACGAAUAACUCAGCGAGUACGAACCCUGAAACUGAUAGCACAUCCACUAAUGAGGAAUCAACCAGCACCUCAACAACAACAACACUUCCUCCUGAAACUGCAAACAACAACAAGAAGGGUGAUGCAGACAGCAGCAGCAGUAUCAGCAGUUCUGUGUGGGUGCGUGUACCGCUGCUGAUUGUGGCUGUGUUGUUCUCCGCUACUGUGUACUGA
This is a messenger RNA of Trypanosoma theileri, 852 nucleotides long. RefSeq lists its product as uncharacterized. The record is from RefSeq and is a predicted model, not a curated record. The transcript has a single exon. The annotation marks the transcript as partial. Lineage: Eukaryota; Euglenozoa; Kinetoplastea; Trypanosomatida; Trypanosomatidae.